CUCGGUCUAUGACAAAAGUAACAGAUUCAAUAGUUUUCUAUAAGAACGUGAAUAUAUAUACCAAUUGUUGAAGUCAUUGCAGCAAAGUUUCUAAAUUUUACUAAAAGGUCCGUCUUCUGAUGCUCCAGCCUUCCCUUGAAUUUGCUGCAAAAGAAGUGAUAUUCUUUUAAGUCCCAUUGGCAGCCUGAGGUAUAUAUUAAUGAUGGUUUGAAUCUAAUGGCACAGAAAUGCUUGGAACAAUUUGGUUUCUGCACAAAGUUGGUCUUUUUGGGUUAAUCAGAUGAGGCUUUUGAGUGAAAGAAAGUUUUUUUUUUUUUGUUGGUGGAAAAUAGGCAAACGAUGAGUCUUUGGGUGAUGUACCACCUUAUUGAAGCUUCUGGUAUGGUUCUGAGCAAAUAAUAUAAAUUUUUUUCCUUUUACUCCUCUGUUCUUGGUCUUUUUUAUUUUCUUUUGUCUACCCUUGUUUCUGCAUUGAAAUUGGAGGGGAAGUGCCAUGUGGUGAGCUCACAUAUGCGCACAUGGCUUCUCAACUUUCCAUGCUCUGAGACUAAUAAACAGUAGUGGGAAACCCACAGGUUUUGGGUUUUUCAAGAGAAUCAGCUGCAGAGGAAAACCACCUGAUUGGUUUUAAGAAGCAAAACCCCAGUUUUUUUAGGAGCAAUGGGAACUAGGGAACUGUGAGUCUGUGAUAAGAGAAACAACUAAGUAAUUAGUAGUUUCAGUACAAGUCGAAUUUCAAAAGAAAGAAAAGAAAAAACAAUUUUUUUUAAGCUUUUCCCUUUCGUGCAAGUUGGUGAAGGUACAGCUGCUAAUCAAAUCUCUAAGCACAGCAGUACAGAAGCUUGAGAUCUUACUGAUUUCUUCCUUGUUCAUGCCUUUUUCAUCUGCCUAUUAAUACAAUCUGGAGAUUCUGCACGUACGAUCGAGUCCCAUGUAAACCUUUCCUUUUUAGCUAUGUGUCUUUUCUAAAUAUAGACAAGCAAGAAAAGCAGUGGAGCUUUAAAUUGUCAUGCCCUUCUUCCUUGUUGUGUUUGCUUUUUUUCAAUCUAUAGAAGACCCAUCAAUCUAAUUUUUUUAUAUCUUCUAUAGAAAACUCAAUUUCUGCUAUCUCUGUUCUUUCAUCUGUCCUUGAUCUGUAUUAUAGCGUAAUCCUUUUGUCUCAGUAAAAAGUUGAUCUUUUCCAUCCAUUGUCUUCCAUUGAUCUCAUCUAGUACUGUUCUUGAAGUUCGAUAAAAGGGAAAGUGAUUGCUUUUUUCGUGCAUAAUUACUUUUCUCGGGAUAACUGAUUAGUAGGCUAGGCUUUUUCUGAUUCAUGAACUUGGAAAGCAGAGUUAAAGAUCAAAUGGUUUGCUUUAGAAGAAACCCACUACCAUGGUUUGCUGUUCUUGCUCCAUUCCUAAUCUCUGCUGGUUUUUUGGGAUUUGGGUUCUCCUCUGUUCUCCUAACAUCUACACUGUUGAUCAUCUUGUCUACUGUUUACUUCACACUCUCAAAAAGCAGAGGAAGCUCAUCGCAAAUGGAAGAUUUUGUAUCAGAACCUGAUCAGCCUGAAAGUGAAUCUAUGACAGAAAAGAAGGAAGUCCAAGAUCAAUAUUUUGUCACAUCACCUGAUUCGCUAUCAGAGAGUGAAGGCAUCUAUCGCUUAUCAACAAGUGAGGAAUCGGAUGGUUCAAUUUCUGACGAGGAAAGCCUCAUUGAAAUUGCGCUUCCAAGUGGGCAGUAUGUUGGAGAGAAGCUUAAGGUUAAUAAACAGCAGCAGAAAGUGGCUGCAGAUUUCUCGCCUGAAUCCUUUUUCCAGCCACAUUGUCUGAUGGAGCUGCUCUCUGAUAUAAAUGAGAUGAACGAAGAAGACAACUUGAUUGAGAUUGACAUAUCCAUGGGCUCCAUCAAGUGUUCAAGGUUUGAGAUCGAAGCUUGAGUUAAGUGUUUUGAAGUCAUGAUAAAUAACUUUACUGUUGAAGUUUUUGAUCCGCCAUGGAUUUUGUUGAAUUUAGGAUGUCAUGCAUACUUUUGUCUUUCUUUUACUUUGUUAUGUUGUUGUGAACUGUGAAAGCUUCUGCUCCCAAACUUUGGAUACCCAUUAAGGCACUUAAUUGUAUUUAUGGUCCUUUGUUUUCUCUUAAUGCACAUUAAAGUAUUAAAAGUUUGAAGGCCAAAGCCAUUUGCUGGAAUUCCACUUCCAUUUUCUUUUUCUA
Molecule: messenger RNA, 2195 nt
Organism: Alnus glutinosa
Lineage: Eukaryota; Viridiplantae; Streptophyta; Magnoliopsida; Fagales; Betulaceae
Exons: 1
Coding region: 1313-1918 (201 amino acids)
Source: RefSeq, a predicted model, not a curated record